AUGACACAUACGCAGUCGCUGUUCCUGACCUUGAUGGGCGCUGCCGCCCUGACUCAGGCAGCCAAAGUUCAUUAUGACCUUGACCUUACAUGGCAGAGAGGCUCGCCAAACGGACAUGAGAGAGAGAUGAUAUUUGUGAAUGAUCGCUUUCCAGGCCCUCCAUUGAUUCUAGAUGAAGGGGAUGAAGUCACAAUAGAUGUGUUUAACAACUUGCCAUUCAACACAUCGGUCCAUUUCCACGGCAUUGAACAAACCAACACCCCAUGGGCCGACGGAGUAUCAGGUCUCUCCCAAUGGGCCAUCAAGCCCGGUGACAAAUAUCGAUAUCAGUGGAAAGCCACGACUUACGGUACAUACUGGUACCAUGCCCACGACAAGGAUAGAAUAAUGGAUGGUCUCUACGGUGGCAUUCGUAUCCGUCCGUCUGACGACCGGGAAUCGCCUUUCUCAAUGAUCUCCGAUGACCCCACCGAUAUCAAGGCCAUGACCAGAGCCGCCCAUGAUGCCCAGUUGGUGAUCAUGUCUGACUGGAACCAUCUGCCGUCCAAUGAGUAUAUGGAUGCUCUCAGAGAAACAGGCUAUGAUAUCUUCAUUCUCAUCAAUGGCGCAGGCUCCGUAUACUGCAAAGACCCUGAUUACCUGACAAACCUCCAGCCGCCGCAGGUCAGACAAGUCAUAACUGAGUCUUUGACGGAUAAGGGAUGUGAUCCAUUCAUGCCAAUUCUUCAGGGGAACUGGGAGCACCACCCAGAGAAGCUUCCUGCGGGGUUGAACUCUGGAUGUGCUCCCAGCGAGGGUCCGAUUUCAGUCUUUGAAGUGACACCUGCCGAUCGAUGGGCCAGUUUCAACUUCGUCAGUGCAGCAAGUCUCAAAUCGUUAAUUUUCUCCAUCGAUGAACACCCGAUGUAUAUCUACGAGGUGGAUGGACGUUACAUUGAGCCCCAGCUUGCACAUCAAGUUUCCAUUUACAAUGGAGAGCGUUACUCUGCUAUGAUCCUGUUGGAUAAGGAGCCUGCCAGCUACACCAUCCGUGUUGCUGGUCACGACAACCAGGUUAUCUCUGGCUACGCCACUCUCACUUACAAAGGCAGCGAGAAAAGCAAGCGUGAAUCAACGGCAUACAUCGAUUACGGUGGUAGCAACACCACAACCUCUGUAAUCGACUUGGACACUACUAACCUGCCGCCAUAUCCUGCCGUCCUGCCUGCGGAGGACGGCGACGAUUUCCAUCUCCUAAUCCUUGGACGGAUCAACUCAUCUUGGGAAUGGACUUUGGAUGGAACAACCUUCCUCCCAGCCAAUCUGAACCAAAUGGAGCCAGUGAUUCUCAACCCCAAAGCACCCGGCCUGGCUUCUGCCCUCAAGAUCGAGACCCUGAAUGGCACCUGGGUGGACAUUGUGUUCCAGCUUGCAAUCCCAGAGCCGACCAAGUUGCAGCCACCACACCCAAUGCACAAGCAUUCCAACAAGGCAUUUUUGAUUGGUAGUGCAAUGGGAAAGUUCACAUGGGGAUCUAUCGCUGAAGCGAAAGCGAGCAGCCCGGACAGCUUUUUUGAAACGCCUGUGUACCGCGACAACUUUGUCACCGCGCCGAACGGAGAAGCUUGGAUUGCUAUUCGAUACCAGGUUGUGAACCCAGGGCCAUUUCUCUUGCAUUGCCAUAUGGAGACGCACUUCAUCGACCACGAAGGUUGUUACGAGGGCUGA
Molecule: messenger RNA, 1707 nt
Organism: Penicillium brevicompactum
Lineage: Eukaryota; Fungi; Ascomycota; Eurotiomycetes; Eurotiales; Aspergillaceae
Gene: abr2
Product: laccase abr2
Exons: 7
Coding region: 1-1707 (568 amino acids)
Molecular function (GO): copper ion binding; oxidoreductase activity
Source: RefSeq, a predicted model, not a curated record